AUGGGCCACUACAGGUUGACAAGAUCUCCCCAGCCCUUGCUCCUGGAAAGAAUCAAAAAGCACAUUGCCGUGCAUUGCUAUCUCUCCACGAACGUCGUUGCUUUCACUCAAGACUCAUCAAAGAAGAAGAAGAAGAAGAAGAAGAAGAAAACCCGAAAGCCCAAAGGAAUGGAUCAUAAUCCGCGUGACCAGCCAGAUAGGGCACCUCCCCCGCUGAAGUACCCAACACUAGAAGAAAUGGAAGCUUUCAAGGAAGAAGUGGAAAACUUUGAGGCGAAAGUGGAAGCUUUCAAGGAAGAAGUGGAAUCUUUGAACGAGAUCACGACGGGGGUGCCGCAAUCCAACCCUGGUCACAUGAACACCACAAUGCGUCUGUACCGGCAGCCCGAUCCGGAAUCGAAGCCUAAGAACCUAUUCUUCUACGGGUCCCUCAUGGAUCCCGAUGUCCUCCGCGUCAUCUCACUAAGCUCGGCUGAUCCGGAGCUGCACAAGGCUUCGAUCCACGGUUUCAAACUGAAGAUGUGGGGGAGCAGCGAGCUCAAGGACGGAGAGUUCGUGCUGGAAAACUACCAGCUGUACUCCAAGCCAGACAUCUUCAAGCGGAAAGCCUAG
Diaporthe citri is the source of this 612-nucleotide messenger RNA. RefSeq lists its product as uncharacterized. The record is from RefSeq and is a predicted model, not a curated record. The transcript is spliced from 3 exons. NCBI's taxonomy places the organism in Eukaryota, Fungi, Ascomycota, Sordariomycetes, Diaporthales, Diaporthaceae. Bases 1 to 612 code for a protein of 203 amino acids.